AUGGCAGAUAUCAGUGUGUCUUUGUCCCUGCUGGUGGGGAUAGUCCUUCUUAGUGAGAUUACACGGAGAACAGUCCUCAAACUGUUUGCACGAACGGACUACGGCAUCUACUUGGUGGAGUUCGUCUCGAGCUUUCAGCUGUACGCCUGCACACACGAACUCAAAAUGCUGGGGGAAGUGGGCCGAAUAGAACCGCAAAUCGGGCUGACACUCACCUACUUAAUCUCAGUGGUGCACGGACUCACGUUCCACGGGGCUGUUGGCAACCCCUCCGGCACGCUCGAGCACGUUUACCGCAGGCGUUUCAGCGGCAGGUGUGCACUUGGGCGCAUCAUUUGCCAGUUUCUCGCCGCUAUCGUGGCACGCGCUCUGGCGCCUUAUAUUUGGGCCCUUGGGCUCUCCGACCUGCAUAUCCGGCACAAAUUAUUUGGAUUUAAAUGUAUCAGCCCGAUUCGCGAUCCUUUGCUCAAGGCUGCUGUCGUGGAACUUGGAUGCGCGUUCGCAGUGCAUACAGCUACCGCACACAUGCAGGGAGUGGAUGACAAGUAUAGAGUUCAUGCUAUAGCUGCGCUCAUCACCACUUUGGUUUACGCAGCUGGGAGUCUCACCGGAGCGGUGUUCAACCCAGCACUGGCGUUUUCAACUCAGUUUCCCUGCAGCGGUAACACUUUCGCGGAGUAUACCUUUGUUUACUGGCUUGGACCUAUACUAGGCAUGGUGUGUUCUCUACUGCUGCACGAUGGAAUUUUCCCACAUUUAUCUGGAAAAAGAACAUAUCGAAAGGACCUUAACUUCAACGCAAACAAGAGGAAAAAGAUUAAGUAA
Molecule: messenger RNA, 825 nt
Organism: Chanos chanos (milkfish)
Lineage: Eukaryota; Metazoa; Chordata; Actinopteri; Gonorynchiformes; Chanidae
Gene: aqp11
Product: aquaporin 11
Exons: 3
Coding region: 1-825 (274 amino acids)
Biological process (GO): transmembrane transport
Cellular component (GO): cytoplasm; membrane
Molecular function (GO): channel activity
Source: RefSeq, a predicted model, not a curated record